This is a messenger RNA of Racocetra persica, 540 nucleotides long. The record is from the annotation of a GenBank genome assembly. NCBI's taxonomy places the organism in Eukaryota, Fungi, Glomeromycota, Glomeromycetes, Diversisporales, Gigasporaceae.
AUGACACCUUUUAAUCUGUCACGUUUUUUUUAUACAAGUAUAUCUUUAAGGACUUUAUCCAAUUUUAAAUUAUCGCAUAGAUGUUUUGACAUAAAACGAUAUGCUAGUACCACUACUAUAUCAUCUGACAAUACAGCGCCGAAAGUUGACCCUGAAGAUUUGCUUCGUCUUCAACGAUUACGCAAUAUUGGUAUCAGUGCCCACAUCGAUUCCGGAAAAACAACAUUAACUGAGAGAAUUCUCUAUUAUACUGGACGAAUAAAAGCGAUUCAUGAGGUCCGCGGAAAAGAUGGCGAAGGUGCUAAAAUGGAUAGUAUGGAGUUGGAACGUGAACGAGGAAUAACUAUCCAAUCUGCCGCUACAUAUUGUAAUUGGAAUUGGAAAGACCAUGGAGACUAUAAUAUCAACAUCAUUGAUACUCCAGGUCAUGUUGACUUUACAAUCGAAGUUGAACGCGCUCUUAGAGUUCUUGAUGGUGCCGUGUUAGUUUUAUGUGGUGUUUCUGGAGUCCAGAGUCAAACUAUCACCGUAGAGUUAAAG